UGCGCAAGGGUUUGCAUUAUGUGAUUUAUCGCGUGAUAUGAUGACCCCCAAAAUGGCGCUGUUACGACUACGGCACAAAAGCAUUGAGCAAACAUAAAUCGGAACUAACACGCUUGUUUUGACUGAUAAUUUUAAGUAGAGAUAUCGAUAGUUCUGGCUGGUACAUUGUGUGGAAGUGCUGUCUCUCUAAGUUUCGUUUCGUCCGGGAGCUCCUAGGGGGUAUGUCAGAUACCCCUCCUGCGUCAGAGACCAGACAACCAAACAAGACACGAAAAAUCCGAAAAGAAUAAAAAUAAUUAAAAAUGAAUAUCCGUUGUGCGAGACCGAGUGACCUGAUGAACAUGCAGCACUGCAACCUGCUGUGUCUGCCGGAGAACUACCAGAUGAAGUACUACUUCUACCAUGGUCUUUCCUGGCCGCAGCUCAGCUAUGUGGCCGAGGAUGAAAAAGGACAUAUUGUUGGCUAUGUACUUGCAAAAAUGGAGGAAGACGGUGAAGAUAACCGCCAUGGUCACAUCACCUCCUUGGCUGUGAAGCGGUCACACCGACGCCUUGGGCUUGCUCAGAAACUAAUGAACCAGGCUUCACUAGCUAUGGUAGAGUGCUUCCAGGCUAAGUAUGUUUCCCUCCAUGUAAGAAAGAGCAACAGAGCAGCACUGAACCUUUACACCAACUCCCUGGGCUUCAAAAUUCUAGAAAUUGAGCCUAAAUACUAUGCUGACGGUGAAGAUGCAUACUCCAUGAUGAGAGACCUGAGUGCAUUUGCUGAAAACAAGACGGAGAGCCAGUCCGAAAACACGGAGAUCAAGUCUGAAUCUGCAGUUAUAUCACAGUGUUGAUUACAAGUUAUGUAAAUAAAGCAUUUAAUUAAACUAUAACUUAAAAAUUG
Molecule: messenger RNA, 889 nt
Organism: Pectinophora gossypiella (pink bollworm)
Lineage: Eukaryota; Metazoa; Arthropoda; Insecta; Lepidoptera; Gelechiidae
Gene: vnc
Product: N-alpha-acetyltransferase 10
Exons: 5
Coding region: 303-839 (178 amino acids)
Biological process (GO): N-terminal peptidyl-glutamic acid acetylation
Cellular component (GO): NatA complex
Molecular function (GO): protein N-terminal-serine acetyltransferase activity; protein-N-terminal-glutamate acetyltransferase activity
Source: RefSeq, a predicted model, not a curated record